GCCUCCGUAACCAAGCAAGUGAGUGGUAGCGGUGGCUUCGUCUUGGAUGCUUUAGCACGUCUGACAGCACUUUCUUGUCAUCGGAAUUGGGUGCACUUUAGCCUCCAUAAUCGUAUCACCGCCCAUGCCAGCUACGCUAGAAGUCCCGGGCCGCGGUCCCAUCACGACCUAUGAGUCGGCCUCCAAGGAAGAAAUUCAACGUCAUCAGCCGCCUUGCGCAUGGUCCGGGCGUCAAGGCGCUGGCCGACGACCUCUGGCGGCAGAGAAAGUCGAUCGAGGCUCUCACUCGACAACAUCUUGGGCUGGGCAAGCACGACAUUUGCACCGUUCUAGAGCGCCACGAAUGGAUCCGAGGCGGCUUCAAUAUAUGCGUCUUACUCGACGUAGAGUCCGGCGGGCAGUCUAGGAAGGUCAUAUUCCGUUGCGCCAUGCCGCAUAAGCUUGCUGAAGCUAGGUACUCCGGUACCGUGGAUGAGAAGCUUGGCUGCGAGGUUGGGGCAUAUGUGUGGAUGCAAGAGAAGUGCCCUGAUGUCCGCAUCCCGCAUCUCUAUGGCUUUGGAUUUUCAGACGGCCGCCAUUUCACCAAUGCGUGCCACAGGCCAUUUUUGUUCCGCAUUUCACACAUGUUCUGGCGCUGCGUCUACGGGCUGCUCAAACUUCCGGUCCUCUCCCAGUAUGCCCGCAACACAGCCCACCACAGUAUAUGUUCUGCAUACAUACUCCUGGAGUAUAUCGCCUCCAAAUCAGGGCAGAUGCUGUCAAACACGUGGGACAAGUAUAGAGGCAACCCUGCCCACAGGCAGAGACUAUUCCACGGAAUGUCAAAGAUCAUGCUUUCGUUGGCACGUCUCCCUCAGUUGCAAAUUGGGGCCUUCCAGUUUAAUAAUGACGGCACCAUAACGCUGACAAACCGGCCCCUGUCUUGCUCCAUCGUACUCUUAGGGAACGACGGCGCGCCAAGGACAAUGCAGAGGAACGACACAGACAAAUGCACCGACGCUUUCGUGUCAGAGAUGCUCACCUUUCACGAUCAUCGCUUCCUCGGCCAGCCAAACGCUAUGUGUAGCGGAAGCGAUUGUCGUGGUCAAAUGGCCGUAAAGACCCUGCUCCGGGCAUUCUCGCACCGGUAUAUCAAACGGGAAUCCCGUCACGGGCCUUUCCUUCUCCAGCUCACCGACCUCCAUGCAAGCAAUAUCUUUGUUGACCAUGACUGGAAUAUCACAUGCUUGAUAGACCUGGAGUGGCUCUGCGCGCUCCCUGUAGAGAUGCUCAACGUGCCGUACUGGCUUACCGGGUGCAGCAUUGAUGAGAUACAAGGCGAACGCUAUGGCGAGUUUGACAAGAUACAACAGGAGUUUAUGCACAUCUUACAAGUGCAGGAGCGCAGGACAAGAGCCAAUCACGGAAUCACAAUCUCGAAAGUCAUGCAGGAUAUGUGGGAGUCCAAGGGAAUAUGGUUCUGGGAUUGCCUGUCUUCUGUAAACACCAUGUAUUUUCUCCUCGAAGGCCACCUCUGCCCCCCAGGCUUCCUGUCCCUCAACGUUGAGAGAGCUGUGUCGCAGUUCUGGUGUGAGGAUUCAGAAGGAGUGGUUCAGACAAAGCUGGCUGAUAGGGAGGACUAUGACGCUGAGAUGAAGCGGGUAUUUGGCGAAUGAGCGGGCACGCCGUGUCAAGGUGUCGAAGGGAUGUCGUUGCAGAAUCUGAGUGGAAAAGGGGCAAAGAAUGGAGGGAGGGAGG
Phialemonium atrogriseum is the source of this 1737-nucleotide messenger RNA. RefSeq lists its product as uncharacterized. The transcript has 2 exons. Bases 171 to 1655 code for a protein of 494 amino acids. NCBI's taxonomy places the organism in Eukaryota, Fungi, Ascomycota, Sordariomycetes, Cephalothecales, Cephalothecaceae. The record is from RefSeq and is a predicted model, not a curated record.